Molecule: messenger RNA, 7636 nt
Organism: Pungitius pungitius (ninespine stickleback)
Lineage: Eukaryota; Metazoa; Chordata; Actinopteri; Perciformes; Gasterosteidae
Product: rho GTPase-activating protein 21
Exons: 25
Coding region: 658-6516 (1952 amino acids)
Biological process (GO): signal transduction
Molecular function (GO): protein binding; phospholipid binding
Source: RefSeq, a predicted model, not a curated record
GGCGGAUAGCUUGCACACCUUGUAUGUGUUUUUUUUUUAAUGAUUCUUUUUUUUUUUUUUGGGAUCACACUGACAACCUGACGUGUUUCAAGUACCUUCACUCCCGAAGAGACGUCGCGGUCGACGUGGAGUCCUCCGCAGAGGGAAACCACGGUGUCAUUCGGCUCAAUCCUGCACCGCUGGGCCACCGUCUCUCCGUCUCUCUCUCUCUCUCUCUCGAGCUGCCUCCGCCUGGCACGACAGCGGAGACGAGCGCCGGGGACGGGACACCGCCACGGGCAUCAAAGGGAGGGGAGGGAUCUCUGAAGGCAGAGGACGAGGGAAGAGAGCGCUCUGCUCCGUAGUCCUGCCGGACGCUCCGCAUCCCGCUGCGUAACCACGGUGAUGCAUCUCCUACGCGCUUGCUCCGUAUCGCCGACGACACUUUCAUUCUUGCAUCCCUCUCACGGGAUUUUUUUUACGUUCCACAUAAUGUGAGUCUCUGAGCAGCACGGUUCAUUAACAUAUCGCUAAUGAAGCGCGACCGGGGGGGCAACGGCCAGGCGGCGGAUGAGUCCUGCUGAGAUGGGCAAAUAGGGGCCACCCUCCUGCAGGCUGCUGAUGAGCGCCGGCACCCACGGCUGAGAGGCGGAUGUAAACUCCUCCGGGAAACGUAACAUGGCUCAUCUCAAAGUCCUCGACUGCAUGAUCAACAACAACUGGAGUCUGAUCUGCGACCUGUACUGCGCCUGGAGCGAUCAGGCCAAGCAGAAGGAUGGGCGCGAUCAGAGCGAGGCGUCGGCCGUGGCGUCCCUCGGCGCCGAGGAGGAGCCCUUCUCCUGGCCGGGCCCCAAAACGCUGCACCUGCGGCGCACCUCGCAGGGCUUCGGCUUCACGCUGCGCCACUUCAUCGUCUACCCGCCGGAGAGCGCCGUCCACAACUCCCUGAAGGAUGAAGACAAUGGCAGCCGAGGGCGACAGCGGAACCGUCUGGAGCCAAUGGACACCAUUUUCGUCAAGCAAGUGAAGGAGGGAGGCCCCGCCCACGGAGCUGGACUCUGUACAGGGGACCGGAUAGUCAAGGUGAACGGGGAGAGCAUCAUUGGAAAGACCUACUCGCAAGUGAUAGCUUUGAUCCAGAACAGCGAUGCCUCACUGGAACUCUGUGUGAUGCCAAAGGAUGAGGACAUUUUGCAGCUGUUUUCCAGGGACAUCACUGCUCUGGCGUAUUCCCAGGAUGCAUAUCUCAAAGGAAAUGAUGCGUACAGCGGAAAUGCCCAGAACAUCCCCGAGCCCCCUCCCAUAUGCUACCCUCGGAUAGAAGUCAAGUCUGCGGGCAUGGCUCAGACAUCGGAGCCCGCCGCAGUCACCGAGAGCCCCCCAGGGGCGGCUCAAGGGCCGGGAAGGAGAGGGGAAAAGAGCUACAGGGCUGAAACCCCCCCUGCUGCGCCCCCACAGGCGUCCAAGUCCCAGACGGUGGUCUGUGUCUGCAGUGAGAGCGUGAGGACAGUGGCCAUGUCUCCUGAUGCAGUGGACCGGGGGUCCCGGGUGGCCCGGGCUGGACCCAGCCACAGGACAGAGGAAAACCGGUACAGCCCCACAGCAGAAUCCUCAGCCGCCGCGAGACCGCUCAUUCACUCAGUACCUGGGGGGGCACAGCACCCCUCGUCCCAUCCCGCAGACGGCCCGGCCUGCUCCCCUCCAACAAGACCCGGCGCCACCUGUCCGGACACUUUGUCUCCAGCGGUACGGGUCACGGCUGCCUCACCGGACACCUUCUCCACCGCCGCCUCGCCCAGCGGCAACCUCUGCACCCCCUCUCCCACAACCCCCUCCGCCUCCCCGCACCAGAACAUCGACUGGAAAAACUACACCACCUACAAGGACUACAUCGACGCCAAGAGGCUGCACACGUACGGUUGCCGCACCAUCCAGGAGCGGCUGGACAGCUUGCGCGCGGCGGCAAACUCCACCUCCGCCUACGCCCAGCAACGCACGCCGCCUGCCCCCGGCACACCUCAGAGAGGGGCGCCGGGCUCUCAGGCGAGGUGGAGGAGCACCUCCAACGAACGCGCGGUGGAUCCAAGGAGCAAAGGCGCCGCGGGGGCUUCGCUGCGUAGCGUCUCCCAAGAGAGGCUCGGCGGCGGAGGCGCGAGGACGGCGGCGGGCGUAAGUUGGCCGCGGAGUGCUUCCGAGGACGCUCUGCCUUUCUCCAGCCCCGCCGGAGUCCCGGAACCUCGGGCGCGGUCCUGCGACCACCUGGGGCAGCGGGCGGGGGAACCAGCGGCGCGCGGAGACCGGGUGGUGCUGGAGGACCGGCUGAUGCUGUGUCGGGGCGAGGAAGCCAGAGCCAGCAGGCAGGGGACAGGCCCGAGAGCUUUGCCCCACCUGAACAGGAGUCUCACCGGGCGAGGAGGUGGAUUGUCAAACUCCGCUCCUGUGUUUACCAAAUUCUCGACGGACACUGCGCUAACGUCGAGGGCGGACGGGGUCAUAAUGAGGCCGUCGCGCCUGGCUGUUAAAAACGCCGCCUCCGAACCUUCGCCUGCCUUAUCCUGCACAAGAGCCGCAGACCCUCUUCAAGACCAAAGAGCCAACAUCGUGGGCAACCACCUGGGCUACUCGUCCCCUCUCAGGGGCCGGGCGGAAAGUCUGAGAAUGGAGAGCAGGUCGGAGGCUGGGUUGGCGGCCAGGUCCUCGUCUUGCUCCGGUGCCUCCUCCAAACUGCCUUUGCAGAAACAACUACAAAGUGCAGUAGUUGCCGCUGCUUCUUCCUCUGGUUCCUCCACCUCAAAUGGAGCUGUCACCCAAAAGCCAAGAGCCCGAGAAAUGUCCAGUUCUACCGGCGCCCUCCCGCGGCUAAACGGCGGUCUGUCGGAAGGCGUAGAAGGACCGGACGCGACAGUCGUCAUCCUAAGAAGGGACAAAAACUCCGGACCCCCCCACAUCCGCCCUCCGUCCUACGUGCUGGCUCUUAAUGACAACCAGGGAGGAGUGACUCGCAGGACGCCGCCACUGGUGAAGGCAGGCUCCGCAGACGGAGCCAUGUGCAGGACCUCGAAUGACAGCUUCAAGGAGAUGCAUCUCAGGAGGCUCGGAGACACGCGCCUGAGGUCCGGCUCCAACGACCUGGACGACUCCCUGGAUUCAAUCCCCUUCAUAGACGAACCAUCCAGUCCCAGUACCGACCAGGACAGCACACACGUCCCCGCCUCCGCCAUUACCUGCGGAACGCCCGUCAUCACCACCGGGCCACCCAGCCCCAGCUCUCUGUCGCCUCUCAUUCGACGCCACCUGUCACAUGACCAAGAUUCUCUCCGUCUCACGGUCGCCGAGUCCGAUUCUGGCACAAAAACGGAGCGGUCCAAGUCAUGUGACGAAGGCCUGGAUAACUACCGGGGAGAAGGCAUAGGCGGGUCUUUAAUACCUGGUCUGAAGAGUCUGAGGAAGGGGGGGGACAGGUCAUCCGAAGAUUCGGGGUCCAGGAGGGAUUCUUCGUCUGACGUCUUCUGCGACGCCACCAAGGAGGGUUUGCUUCACUUCAGGCAGCUGAGCACGGACAAGAGCAAGCGCGUCGGAGGAGGCAUGCGCCCGUGGAAACAGAUGUACGCCGUGCUGAGAGGCCGCUACCUUUGCCUGUACAAAGACAAAAAGGAAGGACAGGCUCACGCCAACUGCCAAUCGGUGGACGAGCCUCUGCCCAUCAGCAUCGAGGCGUGUCUCAUCGACAUCUCGUACAGCGACACCAAGCGGAAGAACGUGCUGCGGCUGACCACGUCGGACUGCGAGUACCUGUUCCAGGCCGAGGACCGAGAGGACAUGCUGGCCUGGAUCCGAGUCAUACAGGAGAACGGCAACAUGGACGAGGAGAAUUCUGUCUUCACCAGCCAUGACCUCAUCAGCAGGAAGAUCAAGGAGUACAACACCUUGAUGAGUCCGACGGGCAGCAAGACGGAGCCGUCGCCCAAACCCUCCCGCCAGUCGCUGAGCAUCAGGCACACGCUGCUGGGAGGCAAAGGAGACAGCAAGGCCACCAGUCCUCCCACACCCAAAACAGAGCAGGACAGGAAGAACAUGCACAAAGACGACACCAGCCCUCCCAAGGACAAAGGGACGUGGAGGAAGAGCAUCCCGGGGCUGAUGAGGAAACCCUUCGAGAGGAAGCCGUCCCCCGGAGUCACGUUCGGAGUGAGGCUGGACGACUGUCCCCCUGCACGGACCAACAAGUUUGUGCCUCUGAUUGUGGAGGUGUGCUGUAAGCUGGUGGAGGAGAGGGGGCUGGAGUACACGGGCAUCUACAGAGUCCCCGGGAACAACGCGGCCAUCUCCAACAUGCAGGAGGAGCUCAAUAACAAGGGCAUGAACGACAUCGACAUCCAGGACGAUAAAUGGAGGGACCUGAAUGUGAUCAGCAGUUUACUCAAGUCCUUCUUCCGUAAACUUCCAGAGCCGUUGUUCACGAAUGACAGGUACGCGGACUUCAUAGACGCCAACAGAACAGAGGACCCAGUGGAGAGGCUCAAAGUGCUCAAGAGGCUGCUUCACGAGUUGCCCGAUCAUCAUUACGAGACCCUCAAGUUCCUCUCGGCUCAUCUCAAAGCGGUGGCGGACAACUCGGAGAAGAAUAAGAUGGAGCCGAGGAACCUGGCCAUCGUGUUCGGUCCCACUCUGGUGCGGACCACCGAGGACAACAUGACCCACAUGGUGACACACAUGCCGGACCAGUACCGGAUCGUGGAGGCCCUCAUUCAGAACUAUAACUGGUUUUUCACUGAAGAUGGAAACGGAGAUCCAGUGACCAUAUCGCGUAACGACAGUGCGGUGGAGUCUCAGCCGGUGCCCAACAUCGACCACCUGCUCACCAACAUCGGGCGCACGGGCGCGUCGCAGGGUGAAGUAUCAGAUUCACAGACUAGCGACUCGGCCAAAUCCAAGGCUUCCUGGGGCUCAGGGAAGGACCGGGAGCUCCUAGUCUCCUCCAUCUUUGCUGUAGCCAGUCGCAAAAGAAAGAAAUCAAAGGAGAAGCCGCAGCCCAGCAGCUCAGAUGACGACCUGGACGCCGCGCUCGCCAAAAAUGAAAUCCCCGGCCAGAAGCCGAACCACCGCGGCCUCUCGGCCGAGGCGCAGGGCCUCGACGCCUCGGCGCCGGUACGCGCAGACGAGAGGAAAGAGAACGGGAGAACUGUGGCGGCCGCCCCCAAAGCCAAGAGAGAGCACUGUCACUCCUCGCUGCUGAAGGACAAGACUCCGCCUCUGCCCUCCCCAAACGUCCCGGGCUACCAGACUCAGGCGAGGUGCUGCUUGUCCGACCCCCUGUCCCACCUCGACGAGAACACCUCCGACCUCGGGACCAUGAGCUCCGGGGCGUCCGUGCCCAGGUCAAGACCCAAAAAGUGGAGCGGAGCGUCCCCCGACCUCGCCGCGGCCGGUCCGGGGGCGUCGGCCGGAGCGGAGGUGAGCUCCAUCACCUCGGACUACUCCACCACUUCCUCCAUCACGUUCCUGACCGGCGCCGAGUCCAGCGCGCUCAGUCCGGAGCUGCAGGGCGGGGAGGAGGCGGACGACGAGCGCAGCGAGCUCAUCAGCGAGGGGCGACCCAUGGAGACGGACAGCGAGAGCGACUUCCCGGUGUUCGCCCCGGGCGGCGGCAGCAGCCAGUCCACGCCGCGCCCGCACCCGGGUCCGGGCGAGGCCGAGCUCGGGGGAGGCGGCGCGGCGCCCGAGGGCGGCACCACGCCGAGGCUGGAGGCGCGGCGCCUGUUCCCGACGCAGAGGAUGAUCGAGUGCGACACCCUCUCCAGGAGGUGGUCCCUGAGACAGCAGACCGACAGCGAGUCGUCGGUGGAGGGCGGCGCCGGCGGGAGCGCGGAGCGCGGCGAGGGCAAGGCCGAGUCCUCCACGCGGCUCUCCCGGGUCCUGGAGGUGAUGAAGAAAGGCCGGUCCACCAGCAGCCUCAGCUCGUCCUCGCGCAGCGAGUCGGAGCGCUCCGAGCCCUCCUGGCACCUCAGGAUCACCGAGCGCCUCAAGCUCAGGCUGCGCUCCUCCGCCGACGACAUGUUCACCCAGAAGAACCGAGCGCCGGAGGCCCGCGGGAAGAAGAAGAGCAUCCGCCGCAGGCACACCAUGGCCGGGCAGAGGGACUUCGCGGAGCUGGCGGUCAUCAACGACUGGAGGGAGCAGGGCGGCGUGGACCAGACGGCGGAGCUGUCCGCCCUGGACCGCCUCAAGCCCCGGUGUUCCUCUCAGGACUUCUCCAUCCGCGACUGGAUCACCAGAGAGCGGUGCCGAGGCCCCGAUUCCAGCGCCGAGGUGGCACCUCGAGCCGCCGCCGAGGACGCUCGCCCGGAGGCCGGGGACGUGGCCCCCGACAGACCCUCUCCCUCCGCGUCCCCGGGCGCACCGGCGCCGCCGGCGGGGGAGCACGCCAACGGCGGCGCGCCGCAGGGCAAACACAGAGCGGGCCUCGGGGCCGACGCUCACCCGCACAAACUGACCGGAGCACAGGUGGUCCGCUCGCGGUUCUACCAGUAUCUGUGAAACGCCACCAGCCGCUUGAGGAAAAACCAACGGAAUGAAUGCGGGAAUGUACGAAUGUGGGUAUUUUAGCGAAGGUUACUGCACAAUAUUUUUUCUACAAAGUGAACUUUAUGUAUCUACUGUACAUACCAUGUACAGGCUUAUGCGACUGUUACUGGAAUGAUGAAGAACAGAUGUUUAUGAGUGUGAUUCCACACUGGAACCGACGUGGACAAAACGCUGACCUCCUCCUGCGGGGGUCGAACCCCGCUCACGCAACAACGUGACGCGGCCCGUUACAGCCGCGUCGACGGGACACGAGUGGACUCUGUGGAUCGUAGGACGGCACUAAUGAACAGAAGGAACUUACUGAACGCAGGAGGAGGCUUCUUUUUGUUAAGGAAUCAUGGUUCAGUUUCUUCCUGUUAUAAAGCGGUAUGAAGAAUGUAUUACUCUCACGGACUAACACUAGUUGCUUGUGACAAUAUUGUCAUUUUCAAAACAUUAGGUAUGUGUUUCUUGUUGCCUGUACUUGAAGUAUACGGAUGUAACUGAGGGCUGCUUUCUGGGCUGGGUGCUGUGGGAAGGUUUUUUUUCACAGUGCAGUCAUAACAGCCAGAUAUUAGCUUGAUGAACUGGAGGAUUUUUAUAGUUUUAUCAAAUAAAGUAAUGAAAAGCUGAUACCAUAGUAUGUAAUGCUUGGUACAGUGGUCUUUAUUUCCAAACUUUGUUCAGUUAUAGACCAGUUUUCACACAUUGUUUUUAUCUCAAGAAGAAAAAGUGCCUCUUUUUUCCCUUUUUAUAAAAACUGUUUUACCGGCAGUUGACAAGAAAAACACUUUUAGGAGAAAAUAACCUCACAGGCAUUCCAGAGAUGUUUUUUUGUUGUGGGGUCUUUCCUGUUUUGAGUUAAACUCACAUCGAUAUCAGAGCAUCCAAAUAGUCUGUCUGUGUCUCAUUAUAUAGAUUUACCCCCCCCCCCUCUUUAUUUUAAAAUGCAGUAAAAUGCGUGGGCGCUUAUAACCUGGGAGAAAAAAAACAAAGGUAUCUUUAUAACUGCAUGAGACAAUGUUUUCUGAACAGUGAACAUCUCGCCUGUGUACAGAGAAGCAGGGAAGCAAUGGCCUCCCUCAACAAACAC